AUGCAAACGUUUACAACGACGGCCAUGCGGCAUCCGGCUAGUCUCCUCCGGUACGAUGAGAAGAGGCCAAACACGGCUACAGCGGGUUGGGGCAAACGGGAAACGUGCUGGAGGCGAACGCGAGAGAUCGUGAAUGUUGGGAGCAGUGCCAACAAACGCAGGCUGCUGCUGGGGUGGAGGUGGUCGAGGGGUGGAGUUCAGAAGAAUCCGACAGAAGGCGAGGGAGGAGACGACGAGAAAGUGGAGGAAGCAAUGGCGCUGUUGCAUCGGACUUUCCUUGGUGCCAGUUGCGAGUUUGCAGUCGCCAUGCCCCUUGAUGCCUCCAACUCAGAAGAGCAGGAAUAA
This is a messenger RNA of Sporothrix schenckii 1099-18, 345 nucleotides long. RefSeq lists its product as uncharacterized. NCBI's taxonomy places the organism in Eukaryota, Fungi, Ascomycota, Sordariomycetes, Ophiostomatales, Ophiostomataceae. The record is from RefSeq and is a predicted model, not a curated record. The coding region runs from base 1 to 345 and encodes 114 amino acids. The transcript has 2 exons.